AUGUCCGCCCGGACGCCUCGGGGUCACAGCAAUGUUGGCGUACGGCGCCAAGCGCAGACAGCAACGCCCACCGACCUCGAGAGAGCCAUUCACAGGAGCAGCGGCGUCGUUUUCCUAGCCGCAGAUGCGAGAGUAGCCGCUGCAGGCAAGAGCAUUUCCCUUCCCCUUCCCCCAACUUCUCGACCGGUAGGAAUUCGCGAUGGCCGACAAAGGGAUAGCAUGACUCGUGGUCGUCUGCGAUAUGAUGAGCGCUGCGCUGCAAGCGGCCGCACGACGUCCCCCAUGUCAUUAUCCAUGCAGGCUCCACACCAGCUACCAGGUCGGUCUGAGCUCAUCCCCAGUCGACUGCCGCGCUGUCACAGAUUGGCUUUACACUCUCUCCAGAAUUGGCUUACAGCAAGCGCGUCUUGGGCCGACGCAAACUCAAAUGCAGCUGCCGACCGCGGUCUCGUCCCUCACUGCAUCAACAAGCUCAUCAGGCCAAGCACCCUCAUCGGUGUGCAUGUAUACAACAUAACAGCAAUGAAGAAUGUGGCUCCUCCUGCAACGACAUUUGCUGGUCGUCAGCAUCAUGCGCACGCUCCACAGCACUACCGCGCAGCGCCCCUGCACUAUACGAACCAGCACGAUCGAGACAAAUCGCGGCAGAUGCCGCCGAUCAAUUCAAGGUCCCAAAUACUUACUACCAGGAUACCGUAG
Messenger RNA from Sphaerulina musiva SO2202, 699 nucleotides. RefSeq lists its product as uncharacterized. The record is from RefSeq and is a predicted model, not a curated record. NCBI's taxonomy places the organism in Eukaryota, Fungi, Ascomycota, Dothideomycetes, Mycosphaerellales, Mycosphaerellaceae. The coding region runs from base 1 to 699 and encodes 232 amino acids. The transcript has a single exon.